Mizuhopecten yessoensis (Yesso scallop) is the source of this 5403-nucleotide messenger RNA. RefSeq names its product gametogenetin-binding protein 2-like. Lineage: Eukaryota; Metazoa; Mollusca; Bivalvia; Pectinida; Pectinidae. The coding region runs from base 169 to 2067 and encodes 632 amino acids. The record is from RefSeq and is a predicted model, not a curated record. The transcript is spliced from 12 exons. Gene Ontology annotation, cellular component: cytoplasm; nucleus.
GCUAUGUUGUAAGUUACUGUACAUACUUCAGGUGCCCGAUCCAAUGUUAUCGGUGGAAAAUUAACCGAAGUCUAUGAACUUACGAUCAAUUUGUACAGCUGUAGUGAUCUAUGGUAGUUUGAAGACUCAAUAUUCAUAAAUAUCCAAGGACAUAAUUGAAAAACCGCUAUGGCACGGCUUGUAGGUGUUUGCAAAACGGACGACUAUCAGUUUCUUCGUCGACAACUUCCCAUAACUGUGGACGAUGACUUGAAGAUGGUGAUCCAGUUUAACGAUACAUGUGUGGACUGUGAGAGUGCCCGUGGGAUCAAACAGAAGGAGCUGGAACUGUUCGUCCAGCGGUUUAGUGCCCUGACUAAAGACGAGAUCGCUGUUGAGAUGAUGGUGUCUAGCAAAAAUAUCAUGAAUUUGCUUACACAUCUUGUGCCUUGUGUUGGGUGUCGAAGGAGUGUGGAGAGAAUGUUUCAUCAGCUGGUCGACUCGCAGCAUCCUGCCCUUGAACCACUGAUAGUUACACAGAGGGCUGAGCUAUCCAUCAAUCGUGAUAACCUGUUUGAUCCCCGUUCUUUGUAUGCAUUAUUUAACAUACACAGAGCCAAACUAAAUUCCAUAAUGGAGUCAAUUCCAAAAAGUAAGAAGAACAAGCGUUGCAACCUACAUUCGUUAGACACACACAAGCCUCGUACAACAGGGAGCUGGAUUGAAAUCUGGGACUUACUAGCUCAGGAGUGUCGAGAAGAAGUAGUUUUAAUUGAUGCAGAUAGCCUAUCAGAUACCCUCGAAGCUUACCUCAGAAAACACAGGUUUUGUUCUGAAUGCAAGUCCAAAGUUCAGCGUGCAUAUAAUAUCCUGGUAGAGGAUCUGGACUGUACAAAAGAGGUGGGUUACUGUGCUGCACUAUACGAGGGCCUCCGCUGUUGUCCGCACGAGAGACACAUCCAUAUGUUGUGUGAUACUGACUUCAUAGCCCACCUCAUUGGCAGGGCAGAGCCAGAACUAGCGGGAGGGAGCAGGAGAGACCGUCAUGCUAAGACUUUGGACAUUGCCCAGGAAGAAGUGCUGACAUGUUUGGGGAUUCAUAUUUAUGAUCGCCUCCAUCGUAUCUGGCAAAAGCUGAAGGCGGAGGAACAAACCUGGCAGAUCCUGUUCUACCUCGGAGUUGAUGCCUUGAAGAAAAGCUUUGAGAUGGCUCUAGAAAGAAAACAAGGAAUUUCUAACCUGGAGCUUAUGUGUGAGGAGAUUUUAGAGGAAGAGAGAGCCAAAGAACAAAAACGAGAACAAAAACGACAGAAGAGGAAAAAGAAGAAGGCUAAGUCAAACCAGCUGGUGCUGGAGAAGGAGAAUUGUGCCGAGGAUCCAGAGGAGGAAACACACUGUGAAUGUGAUAAAGUAGCUACACUGAAGCCAAGGACGACCAAUCAUGGACCUUGUGCAGAGAAGUGUGGCAUCUUUGCUGACCAAAACUCCAACACGACGUUAGCAUCGAGAGAGAGCUGUCGUGGAGGGCAGAGUUUAGAUCGACCACUACGGAGCGAGAGUCAGAACAGUGAUUUUGGGUACUCUUCAGAUGUGGAGGGCUGUGAGAACUGUAGUGCUCCUAGCUCUAGUAGCUCGGACAUUCUAUGUUCUGACGGUGUCUGUAGCAGUCAAGAUGGUGGUGACAGUGUGUGUAGUUCCUCCACUGACGGGUUAGAUACGUGUAGCAACUGUUUGUCUCAGGUCUCCCCCAACAAGCAAAACAGUCACCGAAGUAAACACAAAUGUGAUAUUCUCCAGACAUCCGAAAGUUGUAGCAGUGCCAACUCCAGUCCUCUCCAACAAAACGUGACCAUGAGUCUCCUUGACAUGUUAGAGGCACCUUGUUCUUCAGAGGAUGACGAUUUCAUAACAGAGGAAGAAAUAAAGCACUUCAAAGCCAAUAAGAAGAAAAUACUAGAAAAACGGCAAGAACUGCGGGAAGACUUACGAAAGAAAUUCAACACCAAGUUUCAGCAGCAGGGAGCGGACGGUCAACCAUAUUGGAAAGAAAACCUUGACAACAUCGUCCAGAAGAUGUGUAAAAUGUGAUAAAGAACAAGAAAGCUGUGGCAUGCUCUAUAUUUAACAAGUGUAUUUACGAAGGACUGGGAAUGGUUUAAGACAUUUCAUAUAUCUAUGUGAGAUUCUGUCAGGGAUUUGGUUGAUUCCUUCAUUUCUCUAAGUUAGGCUCCACACUUAUGUAAUCGAUCAGAAUCUGUGACAAUGUAUUUCUUGGGACUUUUUGGGUACAGAUAUUUGUGACGUCCUUUUGGAGAAUUUAAACUUUAUAACCAUAACGUCUGGGACUAAUGGGACUCGUGAAAUUUGUUGCCUCGCCCGAAAAGAAAUCCUGCAAAAAUUACUGUGUCCUUCAAAUAAAGUGUGAGGAUAUAUGGUUUAAAAUGCAUUUCUGAUUGGUUGAGACAAAGUUAAAACUUUUGGGUCUACUUUCUUCAUACUGUGUGGGAGUGAUAAAUAGGGUAUAUACUUGAUGUCAACCUUAUGGGAUUCCAGAAGGCCAACAUUGCCUCUGGUUGGCUGAAAGAAAUACCGGUUAUGGUUUUAACUAUUGGUAGUGAUACAUUUGGAUCAAAGUAAAUUUGGGUAUAUUUUGCAGAUCUAAAUGUCAUAAUUUUGUAUGCAACAUUUUGGGUGACCUUUGUAACAGGACCUGUGAUAAUAAGAUGAAUAUAUAUGCUGAGGUUUUACUGGCUUGAUAUUCAUGUUUGAUUAAAUAUCUUAAUGGUAUAGUAACAAUAUUUCACGGUUUAGAAAGUCCAUAGGGGGAAUUUAAUGUAAAGAAAAUGAUUUAUUAGGUUGAAAAGCUUCAAAUUGUUGUUCCUGUUACAACUGGGAAUUAGAAAAGGCUCACAAGUAAGGAUCGCUCAAACAAACUGUCUUCAAGAAACUAUAAAAUUGGUUAUACCUACUGAUAUAACAUUCAGCAUGGAGCCUAGCAUAGAGAAAAGGUGUCGAUAGCUCAAGUUUGUCGCAAACAACAUCCAUUGUGGGUUUAAAAUCUUGUUAGAGGUCUGUAAGGUGUAGAUCACCAAGACUGGGAUCAUUCAUGACAAAAUUUGCCCAUUAAAUUUCCAAUUAUAGCUAAAAAGAUACAUUUUAAUUGUAUUGUGUAUGUCUUAAAAAUGUGUCUGACAGGAAACAUGAUAAAUUGUGUCGACAUGAUACAUUGUAAAGUAUGUAUUUGGAUGGAUUUAGGUACGAGAGACGGCCUAUUAAACAUUGUCUCUUUUUUCUCUACAUAAUGACUUGCCUUUAGAAUGGUCUUAGCAUGUACAUCGUGAGAUUUGCAUGUCACUUUCAUUUUAGAAAUUUUCUGUAAUAUUGGACAUGAGACAGCUGAAAGAUCUGUUAAUGUCAUGUAGUUAUAUACAUGUAUUUAUGUCAAAAUUUCUUUGCUUUAUUUAAAAAAUAUUUUAAUAUUAUAUUUAUAGUCAUAAAUAUGUUGAUCAUUUUGUUCAAAAUGAUGGUUGUUAAAUAAUUUUAAUGAACAUCCACUUAACUCUAUUCAAUUAAAUCUCAAUGACCAACUGUUUACAAAAUGAAUUAGUUCUGUUUUAAGGUAGAGAGUACAGAUCUAGAGUAAUAUUUUUGUACUGUAACAUUAAAUACAUUUCCAGGUAAAUACAUUGUCGUUAUUUAGUAAUAAUUGGAAAAGGAUUAAAUAGUGAAAUUUAUUCCAGCAACAUUUGAUAUCAAUGAACUACAUUUAAUAUUUAUUCAUAUGAAAUGUUUUAGAAAAAGGGGAAUACCCAAUGGCAUCUUAUUAAUCUGGACACUCAGGUUUUGGAAUAAAAUCAUGUGAUAUAAAUCAUCACAAAGAAAAAGAUAAAUUCCUACAAAUCAACAUGUUUAUAUUCUAUUUCUGGUUUUAUCAGACACAGUGUUGAAGUGUAUUGUCUUCAUGUUGACUCUAGGGGCUGAGAUUUACAUUUUAGAGAAGGGAACCGGCAUGUCUGGUACACAUGACAUGCACACAUACUUCCACACGAGAGGGAUAUUAUAACUUAGAUAAGUGCUAUAUAUGUAGGAAAAAUCUGAACAGAUAUGAUAAUCUUAAACAGUGAAUAAUUAAAGUCUUUAAAUAUUACACAUAUUUUGUCAUCUACAGUGUGAUGAAAGUUAAGGAAAUAUUGUCAACUAAAAUGUUUCCUCUGUCAAGUUAAAAAAACCUUGAGCAAGCUUUAGAGUUUAAAAAGAUUAUUCCAUACCAUAUGUUAGAGGGAGAUAAAUUUAUCUAGAUUCUACCAACUGUCACUUGUGGUUUAUAUCAAAUUGUUUAGUGUCUUUACACUGACACUGUGGUUUUUGUACGCUUACUUUUAAGACCUCACUUGUACAUGUUAUAAAACUUUCUUCAUCACAGUUCUGAACACCUGACUGUACACUUACAAUGAUAAAUCAUCAAUAUUUGUCUUGUUUUAAGUUUUACAGUGUGCCAGUAAUAAUGUCAUCAAGGAGAAGCCAUUUAUAUUUCUAAGUUGUGUGGUUUUACAUCAGAGAAACACCAUGCUUUAUUGAAGAUUUAAUAUACAAAAACAAGUAUGGUAAGCUUACAAUUUUCCAUUAAUGAUGUUUUAAAAAACUACCCGUUAUGUGGUUUUGAAGAAAUGAAGAAACCUGUUGGCUUGUUGAAAGUAAUACCAGUCAAUCUGGAUGACAAAUUAUUUACUGCAAAAUUUCUCAUCUGCAAGGGGAUUUUCUUUAUAUGUCUUUUCAUGAAAGUGAGUUCAUACAAUGAAUUCUUGAUUGAUUUCAUUUGUAAAGAAACAGUUUGCAUAUGGUAGAUGACAGACUUGUUUAUGCCAAGCAUGGUUGGUUGUAGUUGUUGAAAACAAAAUCCAUAAAUUAUUUCAUUGUCUGGUCCAAUAAAUAUUUUGACAUUUUUUAAUGUUUCUGUCGACUUCACAUGCAUAUUGUUGCUGUUGUUUACUUGUUGGUAACUUGUGAUUAUCCAUGCUACACAAGAACCUAUAUAUCACUGCUCACAGCAGAUCUGUCCAAACGUUGUGUUCUACUAACUUAAACAGCCGGAGAACAUUGAAAUGGAUCGUCUCUUUUUGAUGCACUGGUAUUUAGCUUCUUGUAUUGGCGUGACCAAAGUGUUUUUGUUGAUUCUUGUUGAUUUGCCUUUUCAGGAGCUGUGGAAAUGGAGAGAUUGUUAUGUGGUAUGGUACAAUGUGUACUGAGUAUACUAGGACGCUACAAUCCACCGUCACCCGGUGGCGGGAUUACUAUUUAUAACAACUACAUGUAUUUAAGACAUGCGAAAGUGUCUUUGUGACUUUUGUAACAAAUAAUGAAAUGGAAUUUUGGCAGGUGGAGUGGUGUUAGAAUGAUCUGCCAAAUAAAUUCUGCUAUAUUUUA